Cylas formicarius (sweet potato weevil) is the source of this 1294-nucleotide messenger RNA. RefSeq names its product cathepsin B-like. The transcript is spliced from 4 exons. Gene Ontology annotation, molecular function: cysteine-type endopeptidase activity. NCBI's taxonomy places the organism in Eukaryota, Metazoa, Arthropoda, Insecta, Coleoptera, Brentidae. The record is from RefSeq and is a predicted model, not a curated record. Bases 78 to 1268 code for a protein of 396 amino acids. Gene Ontology annotation, cellular component: lysosome.
UUCGAACGAAAUAAGCGUCUUCCGAGCGACAAAAUUAUGCAUCAAGCGAGUAGUGCUUCGCGACCGGAACAGAAAAUAUGGAAAACUCUCCGAUUAGUGUCACGCUGCUGUUUCUGAUCUGUAAAGUGACGUUGGGGGCUAAACCCCAUCCCCUUUCCGAUGAAUACAUUUCCCAAUUGAACGCGAAGCAAUCACUGUGGAUGGCGGGCAGCAAUUUCGAAUUUAACAACGACCCGAAGAUGUGGUCGUAUGUCAAGAAAAUGGCCGGCGGGACUCUGAUUCAUCGACAAAGUAACCGAAGCACGCGAUCAAAUCUUAGAAUGACCGGAUCGUACGAUAUCAAAGUGACAGAUAUACCAGAAAUGUUCGACGCCAGAGAGAAAUGGCCAAACUGUACGUCUAUCGGACAAGUAUGGGAUCAAGGAGCUUGCGGCUCUAGUUGGGCGAUAGCUGCGGUGUCGGCUAUGUCCGAUAGAAUUUGCAUACACUCCAAUUUCACGGACCGCCCAAUCCUCUCCCCCGAAGAUCUGAUGUCCUGCUGCACGGAUUGCAGGUACGGAUGCGAUGGAGGAUACCCCUUCGCUGCUUGGGAAUAUUGGUUCACCAACGGAAUCACAACGGGGGGUGCCUACAACUCAACUGGAGGGUGCAAGGCCUAUACGAAUCAGCCAUGCGGCCACACCAAAUCCAGCACUUUAACGCUUUGCUCGACUUUGGAGCCCGCUUGUAUUCCUAACUGUCAGAGGACGUGUGACGCUCACUCUGAAGUAAACGUCGAUAGCUACGACGAAACACUAUAUUUCGGAUUCGAACCAUACGAGAACUUGUACUGCGACACUACGCAAAGCUGCAUCGAACAGUUGAAGUACGAGAUCAUGACGAAUGGCCCCGUCGAAGCAACCUUUGACGUUUACGCGGACUUUUUAAGUUAUAAGGGCGGUAUUUACUCGACUGUUGACCUAAGCGAAUUUGUAAGUUCCACGUCGGCGAAGUUGAUAGGAUGGGGGAUCGAAAACAACCAGUCCUAUUGGCUAGGCGUCAACUCGUGGAAUACCGAGUGGGGCGAAAACGGUUUGUUCAAAUUCCUGAUGCUCCAGCCGUUUCAGAUGCUUGAAUCGAAAAUCGUCGCCGCCAUGCCGAACUUUGCGAGGUCGAAGAUGGAUAGUAGACCCCGAAAUAACGCUUUUAAAAUAAAAAACGCCCGACUACGUGUGUUUUCAUUUUUGAUUAUUUUAAAAAUAGUUUGGUUAGCAAGGUUUUGUAUUUAGCGCAUUUAAUAAAUGUACAAUUCUCA